UGUAUGAGAAUUACUCUGUGCAACUCGUAGAUUGCCUCCCAUGUACCAUGGACAUGUAAAGAGACAUCUGCAGUGCGAGACUCUAAUAAAGAGUUAUAGAUGUGUUGCUGCAAAUCAAUAGAGGAGAGCGCUGCAGCAGUAUUCAUAGGUGGGCUGCGGCUGCGUCUCAGUCUAUGGGAGGAAGAAUAAAGGUUUGGUAGAGAAGGAGAGAUGUGCAAUAUACGAGACGAAGAUGGAAAAUCAGCCUCUGCUGCUGAAGUAGUUAGGAGUGGCAUAAUUAUAUUGGGAGGGUGCACUGAUCCACUGCCAGGCAGGUUGCUGAGCUCACUUGGCAGACCCGCCAAUUAGUAAUUGAUGUUAUUGCAGCCGAAAACUGCAACUUAACCUCAUUCCACCAUGCAACAGCCUCAUCCUCGUUUUUCUGUUCUAUCCGGUUCUUCGCUCUCUUCUGCUGAACAUCUUUCACCAACUGCAAGCUCAACACGUUUCUCUUUACCUUCUGCGACAUCCAUAAACGCCGCUCUUGGCACACCAAAACCAGGCCUCAGACCUAAUAUCUACGACAGGAACCUUAAUAAAACACGGACAUCAGAAGUUUCCGCUUCCGCUUUCGCCUUCCUUUUUUCUGAGGUCGUUCAAUAUACCCAGAAACGCGUAAGUGGAAUCAAUGAUCUCGAACGGCGAUUGAACACCCUUGGUUAUCGCGCGGGAACACGAGUCCUUGAACUCAUGAUCUGGCGGGCAGAGUCAUCGUCCAAAGCCCCGAAACGAGAAAUUCGUUUUCUACCUGCUCUCAUGUCCAUCCACACUCAGGUGUGGAGAGCAGUCUUUGGACGCCCUGCAGAUGCAAUAGAAAAGAGCGUUGAGAAUGAAGAUGAAUACAUGAUCAUCGACAAUGAUCCUCCAAUUGAACGUCAUAUAUCUGUCCCUAAAGAUAUGAAUCAACUCAGCUGUUCUUCAUUCACUGCUGGGAUCGUAGAAGCCGUCUUGGAUGGACUAGGACUGCCUGCACGAGUGACGGCUCAUAAUACCCCUACUCAACAAUUUCCGUCGCGUACGACCAUACUCAUUAAACUUGACAAGUCUGUACUAGAAAGGGAAGAAAUACUCAAGUGAACGUGUAUAACAGUCUUCCCAUGUUCCAUCCUCUGAUCACGAAGCACGAUAAGUCUCAUCAAUUUCCGUGGAUUGUAUGCAGAAUAAGUUGCUGCCCUUCAUGGGCUCAGCUAGAGGAAUAUAU
Molecule: messenger RNA, 1240 nt
Organism: Suillus bovinus
Lineage: Eukaryota; Fungi; Basidiomycota; Agaricomycetes; Boletales; Suillaceae
Product: NO signaling/Golgi transport ligand-binding domain-containing protein
Exons: 5
Coding region: 397-1116 (239 amino acids)
Biological process (GO): endoplasmic reticulum to Golgi vesicle-mediated transport
Cellular component (GO): TRAPPI protein complex; TRAPPIII protein complex; TRAPPII protein complex
Source: RefSeq, a predicted model, not a curated record